CGGUGCAGUCAGCCUGCUUGCGGCGCCUCCAGCCAGCGCCGAGUGGAGCCUGUCUGCCAGCAGCCUCAGCAGCGGCUCGAUCUGGAUCCCAGCGCGCUGACAAUUAAAAAAAAAAAGAAAAAAAAAGGAGGCCCCCUUUUUCCUUAUUCCCGCGGAUUACCGUUCAACCAUGGGCGACAAAAAGAGCCCGACCAGGCCGAAAAGACAAGCCAAACAGACCGCGGACGACGGCUACUGGGACUGUAGCGUCUGCACCUUUAGGAACACAGCCGAGGCUUUUAAAUGCAGCAUCUGCGAUGUGAGGAAGGGCACAUCAACAAGGAAACCCAGGAUCAACUCCCAGCUGGUCGCCCAGCAGGUGGCGCAGCAGUACCCCAUGCCGCCGCCGCCCAAAAAGGAGCGACGGGAGCGGAGCGAGCGCACGGACCGGGAGCGGCCAGACGGGGAAGGUGAGCCCGCCAACGUGGAGGGUCGUCCGGAGGUUGAGCGCCCGGAGAUCGUGAGGCCCGAAGUAGACACGCCCGAGAAGGACAGCAGUGACAAAGAACAGCCGGCACAGGACAAAGCGGACAGAGAGAAAGACAUCAGCCCGGCCAUCACAAAGAAGCCCAGCAUCAAAAAGAGCAGACCCAAGUCAGACACCCACCAGAGUCCGCCGAGCGACAAGCAAAGCAUACAGUCUGGCAAGUCCGUAACCAAAACCAACAAGAAUAAUCACAUUUCCAGGCCUAAACUGAAAAACAUCGACCGGAGCACAGCCCAGCAGCUGGCCAUCACCGUGGGCAACGUGACGGUGAUCAUCACAGACUUUAAGGAGAAAAGCCGCUCCUCGUCCACGUCCUCGUCCACCAUCACGUCGAGCGCGGGCUCCGAACAGCAGCACCAGAGCUCCGGCUCCGAGAGUAUGGACAAGGGCUCGUCGCGUGCCUCCACGCCCAAAGGGGAUCUCUCUGUGGGACACGACGAGUCCUUCUGAAGACCCCACACACCUCCCACCACCACCACACUUCUCCCUUUUCCUUCCCCACUUUGUUUCUGGACACUACGGAUCCCAGAAGGGGAGAGACUUCCUCUCCACCCCAUGACCACCCUGGAUGCCGGGAGGACACCCAAACUCCGCCGGUGGACGAGGACAAGCAGAGUCCACGCCUGGGGUCCGGACACUUGUACGUAUUGUUUUAUAUUUCAACGUGGACAAUCUUUGUUUUGUUUUUCUCAAGAACUAUUUCCCGCCGGGCACAAUAACCACCAUCUUCUUCUUCCCCUUAUUUAUUACCUCGUUGCACCUCUUUGAUCAUUUCCUCUUCUUUUUUUUUUUUUUUUUUAUGUCGAAGCUUUGCUGCGUCGCUCUGCCGAUCGAUUUUAGUUUUUUCGAUAGCAGUUGGAAAACGUUGCCACACACAAACACACAAAGGUGCUAGAUACACUGUGAAAGGUUUGCAGAUCGCUCCACGUGACGACGACCAAAGCCGUCGCACCUUUUUCCGCCACCGCCGGGUCCUUGCUGGUGAUGGCGCGUCUCACCCUAAGUCCGACUUUCCACCACAUUGUCUAUAAUCCUAUACAGUAUUGUGUGUCCUUAACUGUACAGUGUAGGCUGUUGUGUAAAACACUAAAAAGCUCUCGAUAUUUUUCCCCUCCAUUCCGUAUUGAAGACUUUGUCCGGCCAAAAGUCGGGGGGGGGGUUUAUCUCGAAGGACGCUCGCACGCUGUCCCGCUUGGUGAAACCAUACGGAGCAGCCGUUUCAUUUCUGUGGUAAACGCCUGCAAAUGUAGUGCAAAAAAAUGUUUUUUUUUUUGUUUUUUUUAUAUGAUCAAAUUGCAAUUUAAAGACUCCAGUCAUUGAAGGUAAAACUAUCGCUGUGGUCAAUAAAACACAAAUGCUCUUUUCAUUUUUAUUGGAUAUAUAUAUAUAUAUUUUUUUUUUGAUAACCACGUGUCGCUUAUUUAAAAGGUUUCUAAUCCACCUUAGCUAAUAAUACUAGAACAACCUACUUCUCCCCCCUUUUUAACUGUGUGGAAAUUGUAUAAAGAAUAAAUGUGUAUAUGAUAUCUGAGUUUUAUUUAUUGAAGGACCAAAGGAAUUUCAUAUUGACCUACAUAGAUAAAUAACAAUUUGAAAUGCAAUUACUGCAACUAUCUAAUGUUUGAGUUGAAUAAAUAAAGACUAAUAUAAUCCACGUAAAUGGUGUCCUCCUUCUUCCCUCACCGUCACGCGCCGCAUGUUACGUGAGGCCAGAGGGCACGAUUUACUUUGAUAAUCAUAUUUCUCUUUUUUGUUGUUUUUCCUGUGGAUGAAAUGUAAUCGCUAGGGGUGUAACGGUACACAAACAUUUCGGUUCGGUACAUACCUCAGGAUUAAAGGUCACGGUUCGUUUUUUUUUGAUUGAUUGAUACUUUUAUUAGUAGAUUGCACAGUUCAGUACAUAUUCCGUACAAUUGACCACUAAAUGGUAACACCCGAAUAAGUUUUUCAACUUUUUUUAGUCGGGGUCCACGUUAAUCAAUUCAUCGGUUCAUUUUCGGUACAGUAAGAAAACAACAAAAUAUACAUGUUUUGGUUAUUUAUUUACCAAAUUUGUAAACAAUGGCUUUAUCCUUUUAACAUUGGGAACACUAUAAUAAUUCUGCCCAUGUUAAUCAACAUUUAAGUGCCUCAAAUUGUUGCUCAGAUUAAAUAAAAUGACAAAACUUUUCUUCAACAUUAAACAGUUUCAAGUCAAUUCAACAUGGUUAAUUUAUCACAGCAUUUUGGAAGCCUGUAGUUUGUUUUUAUUAUGUAAAUGUUAUAUUUUUUUAUCAACAUAUGAUUGCAGGGACCCUGCCAUUCAAAGCUUUUCUGUCCGUAAAACACACACACACACGCCGCAAAAUGAGCUAACGUUACGCUAAAAGCUAAUUAACCUUCACCUCAAGCCAGAACUGCGAGCUAGCUGAGCUGCAGUUUAAGUUUCUAGAAGGUUGACUGGGAUGUGUUUAUUAUCAUUUGGGGAGAGUACGCUGCCUUAUGCUCACCUGCUAAACACCUAUGUGCUCGACGCUGAAGCAUUUACUACAUGCGCUCUGAAUACGCACUGCUGAUUGGCUGAUACCGCUAUAUAUGUAACCAAUCAGAUGGUUGUGUGGGUGGGACAAUGCUGGGUGCUGAGACAGAGGCAGAAGAAGCAAAGCAGCUUGUUAAGACUUUAGUUAGAAACUCGUUCGGUACACUCCUGUACCGAAACAGUUCAAUACAAAUACACGUACCGUUACACCCCUAGUAAUCACGUACUUUGAGUACAAAUAUGCUAUCAGUGUUGGAGGCGGGGGGAGAGGGUCAAGCGAUGACUUUUUACACCCAUAAAGCACCCAGUUUUGUAUCGAAAGUGGUCCCCAGAAGCCAUGUUUUUCUUUCACCUGCCUUAUCUGCAACUUGCAAGUGAAAGGGGUCUGUGUUCCAUUACUGACAAAAUUUGCGGAGUAUCUAACGUGUACAUAGUUUGAAAACAAACACUAUCAAACUGCACCGAAGCUUCGAAGUCUUUUUUUUUUUUUUGUUGGUUCGUUUUGUUCCCCGUUUUUAUUUCCUUUUCCGCGCAAGCAGUUCUGUUCUUGUGUGCGACCAGUAACCUUAAUUUACUGUGUAAAGAUGGUUACAUUUUUUUAGCUUGUUUUUGUCAAAGACCCAAAUAUAGAUUGCUUGUUUACCGACUGUAUAUCUUUAACCGUGAAUUUACAACUCCGUGUAUUAUACGAAUAAUUCUUCCUAUGAGAUGUCUUGUACUACGCUUUUAAGGCUUAUUGUUCCGUUGCAAAAAAACAAAAAAAAUUAAAUAAAAA
This is a messenger RNA of Nerophis ophidion (straightnose pipefish), 3819 nucleotides long. It is a transcript of the gene rybpb, whose product is annotated as RING1 and YY1 binding protein b. Lineage: Eukaryota; Metazoa; Chordata; Actinopteri; Syngnathiformes; Syngnathidae. Gene Ontology annotation, cellular component: nucleus. The record is from RefSeq and is a predicted model, not a curated record. The transcript has 5 exons. Gene Ontology annotation, molecular function: DNA binding; transcription coregulator activity. Gene Ontology annotation, biological process: positive regulation of DNA-templated transcription. The coding region runs from base 170 to 976 and encodes 268 amino acids.